Messenger RNA from Malania oleifera, 2234 nucleotides. RefSeq lists its product as uncharacterized. The record is from RefSeq and is a predicted model, not a curated record. Gene Ontology annotation, biological process: RNA 3'-end processing. Bases 163 to 1773 code for a protein of 536 amino acids. The transcript is spliced from 13 exons. Gene Ontology annotation, molecular function: mRNA binding; poly(A) RNA polymerase activity. Lineage: Eukaryota; Viridiplantae; Streptophyta; Magnoliopsida; Santalales; Ximeniaceae. Gene Ontology annotation, cellular component: TRAMP complex; nucleolus.
GCAAAAUCGGAAAGGAUGAGACUUUGGCGGCCGUUAAAGUAGCCGCAAAAACGCGCUGUAGAAAUGUAAAGAUACGAAAAAAUCAUCAAAACCUCCCAUGUCCGGUGCCCCUUCUCCACCUCCGCUGCGCCGCUCACAGAAAUUCUCCUAGCCGCGGCUUCAAUGGACUGCAACGGCAUUGUCUAUGAAACCCUAAGCCCUCUCUCCGCCACCGAACAGCCGCCCCCCGCUACCUCUGACGACUCCGAGCCUUAUUUUGUGUUCCGCAACCAAAUUUCUCUCUCGUCUCUCUCGUGUCCUUCCCCGGACUCCGCCGCCCCUGAUUACUUCUCCCUCGACGUCGCCGAAGAUGCCGCCGAACCGAAACAAGUCGCGUUAUCGACACCAUCAGUGACACCGACUACUCCGGCGGCAGGAGGCGGGGAACCGCAGAGGACGUUGGAGAGUGGCUGGUUUCAAGGCAUGAGUCGAUUUAAGAGCCCCAUGCUUCAGCUUCACAAAGAGAUAUUGGAUUUUUGUGACUUUCUCUCUCCAACCCCAGAAGAACAAGCCACAAGGCAAGCAGCAGUAGAAUGUGUUUUUGACGUUAUAAAAUAUAUUUGGCCCAACUGCCAGGUAGAAGUAUUUGGGUCAUUCAAGACAGGGAUUUAUCUUCCGACUAGUGAUAUUGAUGUUGUCAUUCUGGGAUCAAAUAUCAGAACUCCGCAAAUUGGUUUGGUGGCCCUUUCUAGGGCAUUAUCACAAAGAGGCAUUGCAAAAAAUAUGCAGGUUAUUGCAAAGGCCCGCGUACCAAUUAUUAAAUUUAUAGAAAAGAAAAGUGGUGUUGCUUUUGAUAUAAGUUUUGACGUAGAAAAUGGACCAAAAGCUGCUGAAUUUAUUCAGGAUGCGAUUUCAAGGUGGCCCCCAUUACGACCAUUGUGUUUGAUCCUGAAAAUUUUUCUACAGCAGAGAGAGUUGAAUGAGGUAUAUUCAGGUGGAAUUGGUUCCUAUGCUCUUUUAGCUAUGCUUAUGGCAAUGUUGCGGAGUCUCCAUGAGUGCCAAAAAUUUCCAGAGAAUAACUUGGGAGUCCUGUUGGUUAACUUUUUUGAUUUUUAUGGACGCAAAUUGAACACUUGUGAUGUGGGGGUCUCUUGCAACGGAGCAGAAAUAUUCUUCCUGAAGAGUAGCAAAGGAUUUUCAAAUACAGGACGGCCAUUUCUUAUUGCCAUUGAGGACCCGCAGGCACCGGAGAAUGACAUAGGAAAGAACUCCUUUAACUAUCAUCAGAUCAAAUCAGCUUUUGCAAUGGCUUACUUGACGCUGACAAAUGCGAAGACUAUCUUGGGUCUAGGCCCCCACAGGAGCAUCCUUGGCACCAUAAUAAGACCCGAUCCGGUCUUAGUAGAGCGAAAGGGUGGGUGUAGUGGGGAGAUGACUUUCAAUAACUUGCUUCCUGGAGCAGGGGAACCACUACGACCACAGCGCUGGGAUCAGCAGGAGAUUUUAUGCAAUUGGCAGCUAGAUGACGCAGAGGAAGAACCACUGCCACGCGGGAGCGGGAUUGCUGGGGAUCGUAGUGCCCAUACCUUUGGAAAGAAGAGGAAGGCUAAAGAGAGGCUUGGUAAGAAGGUGAGAGAAGAUUGGGAGGUGGGGAAGGGUUGGCAUGAAGAAAACGGUUCGAGGGGAGGGAAAGGUAUAAUGAAGAAGAGGCGUGGACGACAGGACCGAGAUGGAGACCGCGGGAGCGGUCAUGGACAUCAUGCUGGCAGGUCUACUUCAAGUGGCAGAUCUUAAUAUCUUUGGUAUUAGCCUGCCUAACUAUGAUAGUUCUGUGGAGAUCAGUGCGGGAAGCAAUGCCCAUCGUUUAAUAUCUUUGGUAUUAGCCUGCCUAACUAUGAUAGUUCUGUGGAGAUCAGUGCGGGAAGCAAUGCCCAUCGUUUAUCUCUGAGGGGAAAAAAAUAAAAAUACAAUGCCGAAAAUACAAUGCUGAUAGUACAAUUAUGGGCUGAUGACUCCUUCAGAAUGUAGUGGUUGAAAAGAUUGGGGUUAAGGCAGAAGUUCUCAAUGUGACAAUGUAUUAUUAGUGUGUAAUGCAAAGUUAGAUUUCAAGUUAUUGUUGUUGUUGUUGUUGUAAGUUUUAUUACUAUUUCCAUGCAUAACAAUAGUAGUGGUGGUCACAAAUAUUAUGUUAGCUUAUUUUAUGGUAUAGCAAUAUUUGUUCAAAUAAUAGAAAGCAAUGAAAAGUUUUGGAACCA